ACCGGACUUGCGAGCUGUCAAUCAUAUGGCAGCACUUCCUGCCGCCAGGGUUGCGAUUGCGUCUGUUCCCGUAAUUCACUGAUUUGAGACUUCGUCUUCUUAGUGUCUUCUCAGACCUUCUUUAUGCCCGCCGUUUAAUGUAUUGUUUGAUGCAGGUCAACAUGUUGGGAAAAGGCACAAAACGUAAAUUUCCUGAAGAACAAGUUGUGGAUGCCUGCCUUGAUUCUGUUGGUAGCAAUCUUAGUUUGCCAUAUAACUUGCAACGCCAGUCGCUUCUAAACAUCUCAUUGUUCAAACUUCAGCUCUGUAAGAUGGUGGUGGAACCAAACCUUUGUCGCUCAGUGCUUAUAGCCAACACCGUGCGACAGAUUCAGGAGGAAAUGAUACAAGACUGCAGCUGGCAAGGACAAACGGCUUUCACAGGAAGCGAUCUGUACAUAGGUCAAACUUCCUCAGAUAGUCUUAUUGCCACAGAUUUCUUAUGUACUCCAACCAAAGAGCUACAUGUAGAAAGUUCCACCGCUUCCACCAGUAAUACAAGCACUCUUACUAAAACCAAGGUAAACUGCCUAUCUUGUGAGAAUAUUACUUGUUCUUCAGCUGCUGCUUCUGCUAAAGACACCAGUACUGUAACACCAGACCAAGAUCUGGUCCAAGCACAUUUUGAAAAUGAUCUGAAUAUGUUGGAAUCUGAGGAGCAGCAAGUGGAUCUGAAGCAGUGUCCAAAGCCCUUGGAUCAAGUAUUCGGGAGUUUUGAGAUUGCAAAUUACUCCAGUUCUCUCACAGAUAUGACAAUAGAUGAUCUGUUUGCUGAUAUUGACACUUCUUGGCAUGAGCUUGACUCAGUAAUGUCUGGGUUGAUGACUAGUCCAAAAACGACACCAGUCAUAUUUGAAUUACUAAACGGUUUGCCAACACCCAUAAAUUCUACCCCAAACUGCAAAACAGACUUAAAUGAGCUUGAUCACAUCAUGGAGAUUAUUGUUGGGUCCCUGGAGCGACGAGACUGGAAGCUCAGAGCUUCUGUGGAGCGCAGCCUGUGUGGAAAUAUAACGGAGGCUUUGAAGACAACCGGCAAUGUAGAUCCAAAAUGCAUUCGGGCGAAUGUCUCAGAGAGACUGCUUUCCCAUGAAAAUAAAGAAAAUCUCUCAAGAAUCUGUUUCCCUGCUCUGUACUCCGCUGGUCGACAGAAGGAAGUUGCAAAAGUCUCCUCUGUAUUAAGAUUAUACUAUCCUACAGGUGGAUAUGGGGUAAAAAUGAUUCCAGACUUAUCACAAGACCAACUGAUGCGAUUGAACCUAAGAAGAUUCAUGUUGGCUAAAGGACUGAAGCGAAAGUUUAGUGAAUACGAAGAAAAUAUGGCUGGUGUUCCUGGUGCCUUUGAUUCUAAUCCAGGGCUGCCCUACACUUUGCAGAGACAGUUAGUACUUAAUAUGUGCCUCAUCAAAUUGCAAAGCUGUAGGAUGCUGGUGGAACCAAACUUGCAUCGUUCUGUUCUCAUAGCAAAUACUGUACGGCAGAUCCAGGAGGAAAUGAGGCAAGAAAGCAGUCAUGAAGGAUCUAAUAUUUGCAAUGGAACAAAUCCAAUUCCAGACACAUACACAGCAUCUCAGGCAGGUAUUGAAUUAACUGGAACACAAUCAUCUGUUCAAAAUAACUCUCUCGAUUUGAAUAGUUCUUCAGAUUUUUCAGAAAGUCAGAUUGAGAAUUCUUUAGUGGUGGUUUCAGAUGAUGACAUGUCAUCUGCAAUUUCAUCAAUCCUCAAAGACUUGGAUUUUAUGGAGGAUAUUAGCCCAUCUCCUUGUCCAACAUCUGCAGGCGAGGGUGAUAUAAAUACAGAAAUAUCUUUGGGAGACAGACCGCAAGAAACUAAGCCUGCAGAAACUGUGUUUGGCUCUUUUGAAAUCACAAAUUCAACGAGUUACCUAACAGACCUUGCUUUUGAUGACAUAUUUGAAGACAUUGACACAUCAAUGUAUGACUCAGAUCUGUGCUUACUUCCAUUGACACCUGCUAGAGCGCCACCAGCUAUUGUGGAUGAUGUUUCAAAACCAUUUCAGUUAUGCAACUCUACAUCUGUGAAUGCCAUUCAGAUCUGCAGAGUAGAUUUGAGUGACCUGGACCAUAUCAUGGAGAUUCUUGUAGGAUCCUAAUUCAUCACUGGGUGCUUCAGAGUUUUGGAUGCUUGUCUUCCUAAUUAUUUGAAACAACUUUAUCUGUACCAUUAGUGAUGGGAAUAGCCACUGUAUAGCAAGCUGUAUUCAAUCCUAUAAAUUUUGGAAGAGUUUAAACAGUAUAAUUUUCAACUUUUUACACAUUUCAAAAAGUUGUAUACAAAAGACUACAGAAAACAAGCAGAUAAUUAGCAUGUGAAUCAUGGCAAGUGAAGUCUUUGCUAGUGAUGACAACUCCAGGCUUGAAAUCCAGAAAUGUGACUGUAACCACUUAGGUUAUUUUUUUAUGGGAUAAAAUUGUUUUUAAGAAAUUACUGGACUGCUGCAGCACACUGAACAUUAACUUAAUCAACUAAACCUUUAAUAGAGACUAAACAGUAUUUUGUGUUUCUGUACAUCUUUUGAUAGUUACGGUUUUUCAGCAUCCAGAUAUAAAGUGUGGGAGGAACUAAUUUUCUGAAGGACAUUUUGAUGAGCGGUUUUAUUCUAUUGAUGAAGCACAUGGUGUGUUUUCUUUCCUUGCAGAAUGUUUUUAUAUGGUAUUCUUGCACCAACAAAGACACCUUUAUCAAAAGGUUACAAGAAUGUUUUAUAUUACAUUUAAACUAUUUAUUUUUUUAGAAUUUUGUACUCUAAAUCUCUAUGUUUGUUGUUUGUCUUGUUUGGUCUUUAGUUCCAGUCUGACAGGCUUUGCUGUUGGAUUUGACUUACACUACCUCUCCCAAGAUCUAACAAUAAAGCUUUGUCUUUUUUUUUAAA
This is a messenger RNA of Carcharodon carcharias (great white shark), 2933 nucleotides long. RefSeq lists its product as uncharacterized. The record is from RefSeq and is a predicted model, not a curated record. Gene Ontology annotation, molecular function: transcription regulator activity. Gene Ontology annotation, cellular component: nucleus. Bases 138 to 2153 code for a protein of 671 amino acids. The transcript has 5 exons. NCBI's taxonomy places the organism in Eukaryota, Metazoa, Chordata, Chondrichthyes, Lamniformes, Lamnidae.